UUAUUUUUAUUUUUAUUUAUUUUUACAUUUUUUUUAAGUUUAAUCACAACUUUAAUACUUCGUUGAAAUAAUUACAGAUUUUUAGUCUGGGAUUAAUCCCGUCCUGGUUUGUAACGUGUGACACUGUCGUAGCACUGAACAGAACAAUGCUGGUGUUUUUUGUUUGUUUUGCCGCGUAAUUCAUUAGAAUUGGUGCGAGAUAGUAAAGUGGUGGUCAUCGUUGCGCACAGCCUUGUGGAUCGACUUUCAAAAUGGAGAGGUCCAUUUAUCCUGACGAUGUGAUGUAGGCUAUAACAGUAUAAACACUGUUGUUGACUGUUGGAAAUCAGUUGGUAACGUACGUAUGGCAAGGUAUCAUAUCGUAAAUAUCCCCGGCACAGAACAGACUUGAAUGUGUCUUUAGUCAACAUUACGAUGCGAUCAUUCCGUUUAUAUUCAGAUUCGUUUAGCUGUGCUGUCUCGGACCUCAGUGAGGCUGUAUUACUUACACAGAUAUAACUACGUCUUCGUUUAGUUAGUCCCUGGCGCCUUCAACACUUUGGAUGAUUUUAUCGCAUAGAUGUCACCCGUCACCCUAAAACAGACUCGCAGGAUCAACCAAACCCUCCCUGUAACCCCACCCAGUUUCAGGUCUGGCGUUUAUUGGUCGUCCGGCUUGCUCUAGGUCUUUUCGCUUUUUAUCGGGUGUUUGCUAUUGGCCCGUGGUGACGACAAUCCCACACCCAACUCCCACCUCCUGAGGCAUCAAGUUUGGCAGACUCGCAGCUCUAGUUUGUAAAGGGGCUAUAGCUGAAUGUGCAGCAAGACUCCAAGUCUAACUGCGCCCUUUGAGUAAAUCCGUCAUUUGAAAAACCCCCAAGAUGGAUAUGAAGAAGAGAAUUCACCUGGAGUUGCGUAACCGAACGCCGUCAGACGUGAAAGAACUUGUACUCGACAACUGUCGGUCAAAUGAUGGCAAAAUUGAGGGCCUCACAGAAGAUUUUAAGGAACUGGAAUUUUUAAGCACAAUCAAUGUAGGCCUAACAUCAGUCGCCAACUUGCCCAAGCUCAACAAACUCAAAAAGCUGGAGCUCAGCGAUAACAGAAUCUCAGGUGGUUUGGAAGUCCUGGCAGAGAAAUGUCCUAACCUCACUCAUCUAAACCUCAGCGGUAACAAAAUCAAAGACCUCAGCACCAUUGAACCCCUGAAAAAAUUGGAAAGCCUAAAAAGUUUAGAUUUGUUCAACUGUGAGGUGACAAACCUGAAUGACUACAGAGAAAACGUCUUUAAGUUGCUGCCUCAGUUGACGUAUCUUGAUGGCUAUGACAAAGAGGAUAAAGAGGCACCUGACUCUGAUGCAGAAGCCUACGUCGGGCUGGAUGAUGAUGAUGAUGAAGAUGAUGAAGUAGAAGAGGAGGAGGGUGAUGAAGAUGCAGCUCCAGAAGAUGAAGAUGAAGAAGGUGAAGAUGAGGAUGAGGAGGAAGGAGAAGAGGAAGAGGAAGAAGACAUCAGUGGAGAGGAGGAGGAGGAAGAAGACUUAAAUGAUGGGGAAGUUGAGGAGGAGGAGGACUAUGAGGAGGAGCGGGGUCAGAAGAGGAAAAGGGAGUGGGAUGAAGGAGAGGAAGAUGAUGACUGAAUAUGCACUCUUGGGUCACCUUUGUGAUCUGACUGUUUUAACCCUCCAUUUCUAUGUCCUAAAGUCCUUCUGCAGUGGUAUGGGGGGAAUGUGAAUGGCAGGGGUGGGUUAGUACACAGAAAAGGACACAGUUUAAAAUUUAGGGUUGUUGUUUUUUUUUGUUUGUUUGUUUGUUUUCAGGUUUGUUUUGUUUUUAAUGGAAUUAACCCCUUCACUUUAUCCAAAACCUCUACAGAUGGCUGGCAACACAGUAGUGGAAAUUUCCUAUUGUCAAAAAAAUGAUUUUGCUCUUUGUAAUUUUUAGUUUCUAUUUACUGUUGAUGCCUAAAUGCUUACACAGAUUGCUGGGUAUGACUUAUGUAUUUAAAAGACAAAAAAAUACCAAAAACCUUUUAAAAUGGCAUGUCUGGCUCUAUUUUAAAGUUGACUACUGGAUUUAAAGAGCGAGCGUUUUCUUACCCACUUUUUUAUCACGUCUUUUAUUUGUGUACAUUGCGUCUCUUUUUAUUAUUGUCGUCCUCAUCAUGUGACGUGCCGUUUAGACAGGGGGAGAUGUCGGAACAUCUGGUUGAACAUGCACAGUGCAACCUCACAAUGUGACUUUUAUUUUUUAAUGUUUAGGCUGAAUGUCUGCCCUUGUCAAAUGAUUCCAAAACCUUCUCCUUCUUGCGUGGAUAGUUCAGAGGUUUCGUGUUCUUUGUAAAUAAUGACCAAAUAUAUUUUUUUCUAUUCCCUUUGAUAAUGGCAGACAUUUUCACAAUUAAUCUCAGUUGUAACCUUUAACUGUAAUAAAAUAAAUGAAAACAAGCAGCUGCAACAUAAUUUUGGUAAUCAGUGAUCAAACAGAAUGUAUUGAUCUCAUGUUCACAGUGAGACGACCUCUAAGCAUGUGAUUUUUAUCCAUACAGGUAAUUAGUUACCCCAUUUAUUUGAUGUAUGAAUAUAAGUGUAUAUGGUUUCACCACUGAGUUUUAGAGUUUUCAUCGAAAUCAGUCUCUCAUUGAAAUUGUAAUUGUAAGCUCAGGGAAAGGAAAUUAGCUUGUAUUUUUUUGUGAUAUUUUUUUUUUUUUUUAAUUUUCUUUUUCCUUUUGUCUGGAUAUUUUUGUAAAUAUUCAGAGACUAUCAAAAUUAUUUAAACUGAAGGCAUUCUGAGCUGUAUUUGGUGGUUCUAAAUUAUACAUUUUUGUUUUUACUAUUAAAAUGAAAACAUUUAGAUGUGACUGAGAGAGAAUUCAGCAUUCUUGUUGAAACUGGCCUAUUUUUAGGUGCCUUUGAGACAGUAUGCGUGAAGGAUUCCCAACUUGUCUGAACGCGGGACUGUUGCAUGUUUUUCUCCUGGGUGGAGUCCUUUCAAUGUCCACGUGUCCUCCAAGAUGAGGUUGCACGCAACCAUCCUGAUAUUACGUGGUGUGUGACCCUUUGUCAUCUCCCCCACCCCCCAUUAAAUUGUGUCAAAUGUGA
Messenger RNA from Electrophorus electricus (electric eel), 3077 nucleotides. It is a transcript of the gene anp32a, whose product is annotated as acidic (leucine-rich) nuclear phosphoprotein 32 family, member A. Lineage: Eukaryota; Metazoa; Chordata; Actinopteri; Gymnotiformes; Gymnotidae. The record is from RefSeq and is a predicted model, not a curated record. Gene Ontology annotation, molecular function: histone binding. Gene Ontology annotation, cellular component: nucleus. Gene Ontology annotation, biological process: regulation of apoptotic process.